This is a messenger RNA of Lathyrus oleraceus (garden pea), 1401 nucleotides long. Its product is annotated as E3 ubiquitin-protein ligase RSL1. Gene Ontology annotation, biological process: protein ubiquitination. Gene Ontology annotation, molecular function: zinc ion binding; ubiquitin-protein transferase activity. The coding region runs from base 282 to 995 and encodes 237 amino acids. Lineage: Eukaryota; Viridiplantae; Streptophyta; Magnoliopsida; Fabales; Fabaceae. The record is from RefSeq and is a predicted model, not a curated record. The transcript has 5 exons.
UGAAAUAGAAACCUUCUCCACUAAGCAUCAUGGUAUGAGUUCAUACAAACUGCACUCUCCACCAUUCCUCUAACCGUCCCUUCUCUUCUCGUAUCAAGCCACCACCACCGCGAACCAGAUCCGCCACCAUAAACGUCCGAUCACCACCGCGAGCUCAUGCACUACCGGCAGGGGAGGAAUUAACAGCGCAGCUGUAAAGCUAACAUUUCAUAUCCUCUACUUUACAAACUUCACUAGGACAAAAAAGGAACAAGUGCAGAAUUAACCAAUUGGAUUGAAUCAUGAAGCUCUCACUCUUUGGAAAACAAGAUUCGUCAAAACAACUUUCUUCCCAUACCAAUGCAGCAAACAAAACAUGUGGUAUAUGCUUUGAUGUGAAAACAGAUUCUGAUAUAUUCAAAAUAAGGUCCAAAGUUUUCCAAAGAAGAAAGUGCAAGCACCUCUUUUGUGUUGAUUGCAUAUGCAAGUACGUAGCUGUUCAAAUAAAUGAUAAUGCCUAUAAGGUGAUGUGUCCAAGUCAAAAUUGUUGUGUGAAAUUUAAGCCAAAACAUUUGCAACACAUUUUGCCAAAACAACUUAUUGCUAAAUGGGAGAAUUUGAUUUACAAGUCUUUGGCUCCGAUGGAGCCAAAGACUUACUGCCCUUAUCAGAAUUGUUCUGUUUUGUUGGUGAAAGAUAAUGACAUGAGUGGAGAUUUUGCCCACAGUUCUAAGUGCCCUUCGUGUCACAGAAACUUUUGUGCACGGUGCAAAGUUCCAUGGCAUGCAGGAACGAAUUGUCAGAAUUUCCAACAGUUGAAAAGGAAUGACAAGAAUGAUUUGGAUAACAAGUUUUUGGAGUUGGCCAGAAAAGCAAAGUGGCAAAGAUGUCCAAAUUGCUCUAUGUAUGUCAAGAAAAGUAGUGGAUGUAGUUACAUGAAAUGCAGGUGUGGAUGCAAAUUCUGCUACAGGUGUGGGAAGAAACGGCAAUUUGCACAUUCAUGCGGUAGAAGUUAGUUUCUUAUGCUACCGUUUUGAGCUUGCAGGGUCCAAAAUGUUCGUUCCCCAUAUUUGUCAGCCAUUUCUGGAUCGGCUGCUGAUAUAGCAGCUACUUCAAUAAGAAGAUCAAUUGAUUGGUUUCUCCUUGGCUGUAUGGUUUAUGAAUCUUUUAAUACAGUUUUUUUAUAAAAUAAAAAAUCGGAAUAUAGAUUAUUAGUUAAUUAUGCUGAUUAAAUAUACUCCUUUGUUAAUUGAUGCUAAGAAAAAUGCGUUUUUAUUUAAUGGGGAUUGAUCUUGGUUUGUUAAGACAAAUUCCUGUUGAAUUCUUGAUGUUAGAAUAGAACCAUCGUUUCAAUAUUUUUUGCGAUGAAAAUUUGUAAUAAUGUUUUCUGAUUUUGAAAUGGGUAAAAGACAUAGUUUGUUA